AUGGCAAUGAUCGGUGAAAUGGAUGCGGACAGCGUUGUAGGAUACUUUAGGAACAAGAGCAUCCUCAUUACUGGUUCAACUGGGUUCCUAGGAAAAGUGCUUGUGGAAAAGAUACUGAGGGUUCAGCCUGAUGUGAAGAAGCUCUUCCUCUUAAUUCGGGCCCCCAAUGUUGAAUCUGCAAAGCUUCGACUUCAGACAGAGGUUACAGCGAAGGAGAUCUUUCAACUGCUGAAAAAAAAACAUGGUGUGGGGUUCGAAAAUUUUAUCGAAGAAAAGAUCUGUCCUUUGGCAGGAGAUAUCAUGCAUGAGGACUUUGGACUAGAUAGUGCCCAGCUGAGAGCUUUGUGCAAGGACAUAGACAUCAUCGUUAAUGGUGCUGCAACUACGAAUUUCUCUGAAAGAUAUGACGCGGCUUUCGACGUGAAUGUCUUGGGAGCGAAGAACGUCUGCGCAUUCGCAAACAAGUGUACUAAGCUCAAGAUGUUACUUCAUGUUUCAACUGCCUACGUAGCUGGUGAACAAGAGGGGUUAAUACCAGAGAAGCCAUUCUUGAUGGGUGAGACACUAAGGGUGGGUACACAUCUAGACAUCGAAUCAGAGAUAAAUCUUAUUAAAGAGGCCAGAAGAGAACUAAGGGCCAACUGUUCCACAGAGAAAGCUGAGAAGAAAACAAUGAAAGAGCUUGGCCUCAAGAGGGCACGACACUUUGGGUGGCCAAACACCUAUGUCUUCACAAAGGCAAUGGGGGAGAUGAUUAUGGGACACCUGCGGGGGCGCUUUCUGGUGGUCAUCAUCCGCCCGAGCAUCAUAACGAGUACACUCAAGGAGCCAUUUCCUGGAUGGAUGGAAGGAAUCAGAACAAUUGACUCGGUGAUGAUCGGCUAUGCCAAGCAGAUCUUGCCAUUCUUCAUCGGCGACCUUGAUUUAAUAAUAGACGUGAUUCCGGGGGACAUUGUGGUGAACGCUAUGAUGGUUGCCAUGGCAGCACAAUUAAAGGAUCAACAACCGCAGAUCAUCUACCAUGUAACUUCCUCUUUACGCAACCCAGCACCCUCCGCCCUUGUUGUGGAAUCAAUGCACCGUUACUUCUUCGAAAAUCCGUUGUGCAAAGGAAGGAAUGGCGAGCAUGUCCGGAUGAAGAAGAUGAGGUUCUUCAGCACGCUCGCACAGUUGAGAUUUUACACCGCCCUCGUGUACAAGCUUCCGCUCCAGAUGCUUGGCCUGCUGAACAUUGCCCUUUGUGGUGUUUUCUCACGGUACUACAACAAGCUUAGCAGAAAAUACAUAUUCUUCAUGCAUAUGGUCGAGCUCUACGCACCAUACGGUUUGUUCAAAGGAUGCUUUGAUGACACAAACUUGGAGAGGCUAAGGAUGGCAAUGAACACGGAUCAAAAUAACAAUGGGUCCUAUUACUUCGACUUUGACCCCAAGUCCGUUGACUGGGACGACUAUUUCUACCGUGUUCACAUCCCCGGUGUGGUCAAGUAUACAUGUCAUUGA
Triticum turgidum subsp. durum (durum wheat) is the source of this 1500-nucleotide messenger RNA. NCBI's taxonomy places the organism in Eukaryota, Viridiplantae, Streptophyta, Magnoliopsida, Poales, Poaceae. The record is from the annotation of a GenBank genome assembly.